Leptopilina boulardi is the source of this 538-nucleotide messenger RNA. It is a transcript of the gene RpL36, whose product is annotated as 60S ribosomal protein L36. Gene Ontology annotation, biological process: cytoplasmic translation. The coding region runs from base 128 to 475 and encodes 115 amino acids. Gene Ontology annotation, cellular component: ribosome; cytosolic large ribosomal subunit. NCBI's taxonomy places the organism in Eukaryota, Metazoa, Arthropoda, Insecta, Hymenoptera, Figitidae. Gene Ontology annotation, molecular function: structural constituent of ribosome. The record is from RefSeq and is a predicted model, not a curated record. The transcript is spliced from 4 exons.
UCAACGCGCAUCCCCUCUUUUUUUUCUUUCUUUCAGCGUGUUUUCGUAGAGUGAAGGUUAGUGUCAAAAUAAUCUGAAAAAUUAAUAAAAAUCCGCAAAAUUUGAUAAAUAAAAAUAUCAAUAAUCGAUGGCACCCAGGUAUGAAUUGGCCGUUGGCCUGAAUAGAGGUCACAAAACGACGAAAAUUCGCGUUGCCAAAAACAAAUCCGAGAAGAAGAAGACUGUUGCAAUUCGUCCAGCCAGACUAAAGGGGCGUCAAACAAAACACAGUAAAUUCGUUCGCGAUUUAAUUCGUGAAGUUACUGGACAUGCUCCUUAUGAAAAACGCGCAAUGGAAUUGUUAAAAGUUUCCAAGGAUAAAAGAGCUCUUAAAUUCCUCAAGAGAAGGUUGGGAACUCACAUUCGUGCUAAAAGGAAGCGUGAAGAACUAGGAAACAUCCUUGUUCAAAUGAGAAAAGCUGCUGCUCAUCAUUAGCAGUUUUAUAUUUGUAAGAAAAUUCCUUUUUAAGUCAAUAAACAUCUGUGACAAAAUUUUCAA